Molecule: messenger RNA, 5260 nt
Organism: Rhincodon typus (whale shark)
Lineage: Eukaryota; Metazoa; Chordata; Chondrichthyes; Orectolobiformes; Rhincodontidae
Gene: rnf11b
Product: ring finger protein 11b
Exons: 3
Coding region: 511-972 (153 amino acids)
Source: RefSeq, a predicted model, not a curated record
GUCAGCGCUCACGCACACGGGCCCUUCUCGAGGCGCAGGGGGAGAAGAGAAAGGGUCAAAGCCGCGAAGGGGAAAGGUGUAGCUGUACGGCCCUUCUGGCCUGGAGGGAGGUACGGGUUGACUGUCGGCUUAACCCGGUCUCUCCCUUCAGUCGGUGAAUGAUCAAGAAAGGGUAUAUUUUGCCGUGUUAAGGAAAAGUUGGGAGUGAGCCAGCAGCCUCUGUUUCUUUUUCCAUCCCCACCCCCCACACACCCUGAAUUACAGGGCGGCUUGUUUUUGUUUUGCUUUCGGUGAGAGAGAGAAAAUAAGAAGAACGAGCGGCCUUGCUUUCUGAGAGGAAAGAAAAUUUUCUGAUUUUGGUGGUAGCGAGGGAAGACGCGACGUUUCCCAAAAAGAAGCGUGCGUUUUGUUUUUAACACCCGUUUUCCGUCAGUUUUUAGCUUUCUCCUCGCCUUUCGCACGCCGGAUCUUGCAGUGAUGGUAAAUACGGUGUAAUAUUCAAGGAAAAAUAUGGGAAAUUGUUUGAAAUCUCCUACGUCAGAUGAUAUUUCUUUGCUCCAUGAGUCUUCUGACCGGGCGAGUUACGGAGACGGUACCGAAAUAGAUCAGGAACCGCCGCCGCCAUAUCAGGAACAAGCUCAGGUUCCUGUCUACCAUCCUACUCCAAGUCAAACCCGGCUGGCUACUCAACUUACUGAAGAAGAACAGAUCAGAAUAGCGCAAAGAAUAGGUCUCAUUCAGCACCUGCCCAAAGGAGUCUAUGACCCAGGAAGAGAUGGAUCGGAAAAGAAAAUUAAAGAGUGUGUUAUAUGUAUGAUGGACUUCAUUUAUGGUGAUCCAAUUAGAUUUCUUCCGUGCAUGCAUAUUUAUCACCUGGACUGUAUAGAUGACUGGCUGAUGCGAUCUUUUACCUGCCCUUCAUGUAUGGAACCAGUGGAUGCUGCAUUGCUUUCUUCAUAUGAGACCAAUUGAGAAGGCUUUGCCUUCUAUAUCUAGAUACCAUGGAUAAAAAUAAAUCCUGAUCUCUACCAUUUGAGCCAAAGAGUCAGAGAUUUGGACAAACCUGAUUGUAUGCGAUCAUGUACGAAGUACAACACUGAUGAUAACUCAUGACUGCAGUUCUUUAAAAACUUGUAUGUAAUACUUAAAUGCUGUUAUUAAAAAAAUAAAGUAACCUACAAAGCCCUGACCACAUGUGAACCUUUAAAGAUGGGCUAAUACAUGUGAAAUAACCAUUAAUUUGUCACAUAGCACAAGACCAUGGUGCAGCAUGCAUUUCAAAAGUUCUUUUUGUAAGACAUAACUCGCAUGUUAAAGGAACAGUAUCUUCUAUUUGACAUCUUAUUAUGGCCAUUCAUAAUUGUUUUAUUUUGGAUGCAUGGAAUAUUGUUUUCACAUAAAUCGGUGGUUCCAAAAGUAUCCCAUGCAGCAGAACUCUCAGGAACAAUGGGUGCUUACUUUGUUUUGGUAGACAAGUUAUUUGGGGGAGGGGAGAACAUUUCUAAAAUCAUUUUUGAGACAUUCUUAAACUUUACAUCUGAAGCUUAAUAUACUUAUGCUUAAGAACGUACUGUGUGUGUGAGAGAGAGAGAGAGAGAGAGAAUGAGUGCCUGCUUGUAGAUUUUUAUUCAAAUAGUUAACAUUUAUGGUGUCUCAGUUGCCAACUUCUCCAACAUCCCUCUAUCUAGAAGAAACUCUACAAAGACUGGCACGUUAGUUGAUCUGAUUGAAGAAUACAGCUGUACUAUUGUCACUUAAGUGUUCCACUACCACAAAACUUAUAAUUUGCAUGCACAUGACAGAGCAGAUACUAAAUUUCAUAAUUUGGCCUAUUUAAAGGAUACUGUUUCUAUACUGCAGUAUGUUGUGUUUAGUGGUUUGUGUCUUGGUUUUUGUUUUCAACAAUGAUUUGGUGGGAUACUAACAUUUUUGGUCAGGGCUUUGUCCUAGGAAAACUCUAGGUGCCGGUAUAGCAAAUAACUUAUGCAGAAGAUUGAAAUGUUUGUUUGCUGCCUUUGUUUUUGAAGGAUCAUUUGACUUCAGUUCAAAUAUGUAGUGGUACUUAAAUGCAUGCUGAAACCUGACUUCAUAAUACAGUAAGUAAUAUCUCCCACUGUCCAUCAAGCAAUGUCAAUACUGAUUAAGAGACAUAAACGCAAAUGCCAAGCCGGUGGACCACCGUCCCAUGAGAAAAUUGCCUUUGUGUGCAAAAACCAGGAGAACACACUGCAAAUGGACCACGAACAAAUUAAAUUAUUUGACAAAAUUUUGAAGCAAAGAUUGAACUCAGUUGUAAUUUUACAACCUGAACAGGUUUUUGGUCUUGUAUUUGGCAAUUUGUCCAUAAGAUAUUGAGAUCAAAAUUCUAAUGACACGUGUUAAGACAAAUUGGCAGAACAUCGAGCACAAUUUACCUACGUUGGCUUGUAAUGAACCUCCACCAUCUCAACUGAAGUAAUGGCACAAUUAAAGUCCAUCUAAUCUGGCUGACACUAGUUGCAAGGGAGAAAGAACAGUGAAGCUUCAGAAUAUUAGUAAAUAAACAUUAAAUAUAUUAAUCAGAAAUACCAGUUGCAUUUGCAGUUUUAAAAAAUGAAUUACAAUAAUAUAGUGGCUUGUUUGAAGGAGUGUUCUUCAUGAAAAGGUACUUGCCAAGCCCGUUGAGGAAAGGUGAUGCUAUGAGCUGUCUUUAUGAUGUGCAAGUGAUGUGAAGUGACUGUUUAAAUGCAAUUUGUUGCUAUCAUUUCAUAAAGUUUGCAGAUACUUUUUCAUGAAAAUCGUGCCUCUUUUAAUAAGUAGAAAAAAAAAUCAAGUUGUGAAAUCAAGAAAAACCUUGUUGGACCUGGAGUUUUCCUUUUUUUUUAAAAAAGAAAUACUUUAACACUGGCACAAAAGUAGGAAUUUAAGCUUUUUUGCACAGUUAUUUUCCAUUACAAAUGGAACUCAUGGCCUUAGGUCUUUUGAAAUGAUGUCUUGUUACAAGCCAGAUUAGCGUGGUGCUCAAAAGAUUGUUUUGGGAUACACCUCUGAUCAUUUAUUUUAAAAAGAUUAGACACUGCAUUUGAGAAAUGAGCAGGUCCAUUGGUGUGCAAAGGUUCUUGUAAAAUCAGAGAUGACUUUUUUCAAAAUAUUCAUUCAAAUUUUGCGUUCAGAAUUCUCAAAUUUUUUUGAGUACUGUCAGCUGACUUGCAGGUCUUCCAAACUAAUGGAAACUGUGCUUAAUUUAAGGGACAUUUGUUUGUUCAAAGCAGUUUAAAAGCUUUGGUGUGGCACUGCUUGCAAAAUAAGAAGAUUUUAAAUUCAUACAUUUUCCCAUGUAACUUGAGGGACACCAGUUGCAAUAGCCGUCACUGUAUGAUUAAGAGCUGUUGGUCUUAAAUCAGUGAAAAGGAAGACCUAUAUUUGUGCAAUAUUUUCAAUUGAGAUACCAUAGUAUUUACAGCUGUUUCUUUUAUGACCAUUCCACAGACUUUUUAGUAACUGUACACUUAACUGUAAUUAUGUUUAAAUUUCAAAGUUGGUGUGCACAUUGAGGUGCACAAAUGUGGGAGUAAUCAAAAAGCAUUGUGUGAAACUGACAACUUUUGAGUGUUCCAUUUAUUUUACAAGUGGCAUAUUUAGGCAAUUGUUGCAACAGUGGUGAAUUGGAUAGCCUUUUUUAGUGGUGGUAUAUCUUUAGGCACUUUGUGUUAACAACUCUCACACUGAUUUUGUUUUGAUACAAUUUUAAAAGACUCCUAAUGCUCCAAGCUUGUAAGAAUUGGCCUGCCCUCUUGAAUGUCUUGGCAGCAUGGUUUUUAAAUAAAGCAACCUUUUCUUUCCCUUGUAAAUGUUUCACUCUCUACUUCCAUGUCAGUCAACUUGGCAGUUAAUUGGCUGUGGACCUCACUACAAUUUUUGAUGUCAAAACACCAACCAGGUAAUGUGUUCAUUAGCAUUUUGGUCAUGUUUCCCCUCCCCAAAAACAAAUAUUCUUAAUUUUCCCUACCAAUAAAAUCUCCCGUUCUGAACAAGAUUUUUUGCACCUCAACCUGAGAAUUGAUUAUGAAGGAGGCGUUCAGUUUAAGUGUUGAGCUACCAUGAGAUUGUGUUCUGCUGCCUUCCUUGCUCUCCCCUCACCACCAGCAAAAUGACAGAAAGCAUUUUAUUCUAGUUUCUUGCCUUCCACGUACUGCCAUAUGAUUUUCAAAUGGCUGCAUAAAAGCACAUGAUUUUUGUUUUGUACAGCUAAAUACAUUCAUUAAUUUAGAAUUUUUUGUUUGCUUAAGACCAAAGCUUACUGAAAAUAAAUGGACUUAAAACACUUUUCUUUUGGUCUGGUUUUGGACCAUUGCCACCUUUUUAGCUGCAGUUGCUCAAUGAGCUCAGUUGAGGCUUUUAAAUAAGUGGGGAGGGGGAUGGGAGAAAAAAAUCAUUUUUUUCUUACAUUGCAGCAUAAGGGAAGAUUAGCUUUUAAUCUUCAGUUGUGUUAAUAUUUUAGUUGACCAGUGUUCGUCGAGCAGAAAAUAUCUAUCUUCUACUGUAAUAACUGUAGUGAGUAAUUUUAAUGAGCUUAAUCAAGACCUUUUUAAACCUGCUAACGAAACGACUUCUCUCAGUUAGAGAAUCUUUGCAAAUGUGAUGAUAAUUUCUUGGACGUUAGACUGAGUGGAAUGAUUUUGCUUGAAUUUUCAAUAUUCAAAAGCAGAAAUUGAAUUUCCUGGUUAUGUGGUAUGAGAUAUUUCUAUGCACAUUGUAGGUCAUUUUAUUUCAUUAUCUACUCCAACUUGCUGAAAAAUAGAACAUUGUGAAGUUCUUUACAAGUUGUAUAACCAAUGUGUUAAAUUUAUGCUUGUUUUAUUUAUUGGUAAUCAGUUGUCUUAAUAAAUAUUAUGCUUUCUCAAUGUUUAGGUUGUCGACAUUUUGAGAUACUGGUUUUUAAAUUACGGAAGCAUUUUGUUUAAUUAUCUUUGGUUAUGUACCUACUUAUUUUAUAUAAAGUAAAGAACCUUACAGUGCUUCUGUUCUGUGAUGCGAGUAUUUGUGAAGUACUGCACAAAACAUUCCACUUGCAGCAAUGGCUGUAACCAUUGAAUUUUGGAGGAGGGGGAUAAAAAACAUACUUUUACUUCAGUUAGUUUUAACUUUGUGUCUGAUUGUGAAUUAGUAAUUCAAGUUCUAUUUAUAUAUAAAGCAUUGCACAUUCCAAUAAGCAGAGAUUCAUGUAUAAUUAUUUAUGGGCUUGUUUAAGAAAGCAGGUAUUAAAAACUGCAAUACUAAA